GAGCCGCUAAACUGGACCGGGAUUACAUUGGGCUGUUACCCGCGGGGGCGGGGAGGAGGAGCCGACGGAGGCGGGACAGUGACGCGCGGUUCCGAAGGAAAGGAGAUCAGCGGCGCGGCGCCCCCUGCGGGAAGCGAGCACACGUGGACACACGCGCCGGGGGAAAUGAGCUCCUACCCACACCGCGGCUUCCAGGCGUGAGCGUGAGCGUGAGAGGGCCUCGUUGACCUCCGGAAUUGUGCUUCACCGUCCUUUCCCGAGGAAGUCCGUCGUCGAGCCCGCCCGCAGGCCUGGCUGGCUGGCUGGGCGUGGGGGCGCGGGUGUUGCCUCGUCCGCUUCGGCCGUGGAAGAAACGCGCGCGGAGUGCCCAUUAGGCAAUCAGCGCGGCUCUCCUGAAGCCCAGGUCUUCCCCUGUCGCAGCCCACCUACUCAAAAGGAGAAAUAUCGAGCCCAAUACUGAAGAGAUGUCAGAAGAUUCAGAAGAAGACUAUUCAGAUAGAACAAUCAGUGAUGAAGAUGAAUCAGAUGAGGAUACCUACGUGAAAUUUGAAGAUCUCCGCCAAUGUGCACUUUUAACAGCUGACUCCAUCACUGACCCAUUUUUCCCCCGGACUACACAGAUACUGUUGGAAUACCAGCUAGGGAGAUGGGUGCCACGUCUUCGUGAGCCACGAGAUUUAUAUGGUGUCUCUUCUUCUGGUGAACUGAGCCCAACACGGUGGCCGUACCACUGUGAGGUCAUUGAUGAAAAAGUCCAGCAUAUUGAUACGACUCCUCCUUAUUCUGAGCCAGUGUACAUCCCAACAGGCCUAGAGAUCGAACCCAUUUAUUCAAACUCCAAGGAAGAUACGGUAGUCUAUCUAGCUGAAGAUGCUUACAAAGAGCCGUGCUUUGUAUAUUCUCGAGUUGGGGGCAACCGAACAGCCCUGAAGCAGCCUGUGGAUAAUUGUGACAACACUUUGAUGUUUGAAGCAAGGUUUGAGAGUGGUAAUCUACAGAAGGUAGUCAAAGUGGCAGAAUAUGAAUACCAGUUGACUGUGCGCCCUGACCUCUUCACAAAUAAACACACCCAGUGGUACUAUUUCCAAGUCACUAAUACCCAAGCAGGAAUAGUCUACAGAUUCACUAUUAUCAAUUUUACCAAGCCUGCUAGUCUUUACAACCGGGGUAUGCGCCCACUGUUUUAUUCUGAAAAAGAGGCCAAGACUCAUAAUAUUGGCUGGCAGAGAAUAGGAGAGCAAAUCAAGUAUUACAGGAAUAACCCCGGGCAAGAUGGGCGCCAUUAUUUCUCUCUUACGUGGACAUUUCAAUUUCCACACAGCAACGAUACCUGCUACUUUGCUCACUGCUAUCCGUACACUUAUACCAACCUGCAAGAAUACCUUUCUAGCAUCAAUAAUGACCCAGUACGGUCGAAGUUUUGUAAAGUACGUGUCUUGUGCCACACAAUUGCUAGGAAUAUGGUGUACAUUUUAACGAUCACUACCCCCUUGAAGAAUGCUGACUCAAGAAAACGAAAGGCGGUGAUUUUGACUGCAAGGGUACAUCCAGGAGAAACCAACAGCUCAUGGAUCAUGAAAGGCUUCCUAGAUUUUAUUUUAGGAGACUCACGUGAUGCACAGUUGCUUCGGGACACUUUCAUCUUCAAGGUGAUACCCAUGCUGAAUCCCGAUGGUGUGAUUGUAGGAAAUUACCGGUGUUCCUUAGCUGGACGGGAUUUAAACCGUAACUACACCUCUCUCCUGAAGGAAUUGUUCCCUUCUGUUUGGUAUACCCGGAACAUGAUCCACAGAUUGAUGGAGAAACGAGAGGUUAUUUUAUACUGUGACCUUCAUGGCCAUAGCAGGAAAGAGAACAUCUUCAUGUAUGGCUGUGGCGGAAGUGAUAAGUGUAAUAAAGCAUUGUAUUUACAGCAGCGAAUCUUCCCACUUAUGAUGAGCAAAAACUGUCCAGAUAAAUUUUCAUUCUCAGCUUGCAAGUUUAAUGUUCAGAGGAGCAAAGAAGGAACAGGCAGGGUGGUGAUGUGGAAAAUGGGAAUCAGGAACAGCUUUACCAUGGAGGCCACUUUUUGUGGAUCUACUCUGGGUGAUAAACGAGGCACUCAUUUCAACACAAAAGAUUUGGAGUCAAUGGGGUAUCAUUUUUGUGAUUCUCUCUUGGACUAUUGUGAUCCAGACCGAACUAAGUAUUAUCAGUGCCUAAAAGAAUUAGAAGAAAUGCAAAAACAUAUAAACUUGGAAAAAGUCCUUGAUGAUUCAGAUACUUCUUUGAAAGAAAUUACAGUGGAAUCUAGUAGCCGAGGCUCUGACAGUUCAGAAUCGAAUGAGUCUCAGAGUUACAUUCUCAAGUUAACUUCUCAGAUAAAAGCCAAGAAAAAACAUCUGAGAACAAAGAAGGAAAGAAAUUCUACCCUAGCAAGACAUAAAAAUGCCAGAGAAGAGCGAGAGAUAAAAGUCAGAGAGUUGUCUCCGCAGGAAAGUUAUUCUGUCUCCAAUGCUGAAGCUACAUUCCAGGUUUGUGGUAGAGGAUAUUUAAUACCAAGACACAAAGAAUCAAACUCUGAUGUGAAAGAUGCAAAGCCAAAUGUAUCAGAUGAUCGUAUAUUUGAUUAUUUCAGAAGACCGUUUCCUAAUCAAGAUUUGGUGAAAAUGCCUGGACAGGCCCCUUCCUGGCUUCUAAAAGGAUAUUUGAGCUCCCAAAGUAUGAUGCAGAGGCUUAGCAAAUACCAACAAAGACACUUUUCAGAAACCGGUAAGAGACCAAUCCAGGAAGCAAUUCAGCCCAGGAGCACUGGUUUGUAUAGAAACUGCUUCAGAGUGACAUCCUUGAAUUGUACUGUGGGCACGCCAACUCCCAGUUGGACAGAAAGGCCAAGGAUACCAACAGAAGAUCUGCAUAGCAACCUGAAAAGCAAAAUGAGACAAUCUACAUCUUUCCAAUGCAAGAAGACUCAUGUAAAUUGGACAGAUGAUGAAAAAAGAAUCUACAGGGAUAAAAGAAUAGCUCAAACCGAAGAAAUAUUGCAAUAUUUGAUCCCUAUCAUGAAAAGCACGACAAAUGUGAGAACCAAUCAGAUAAAACAGAUAUUCAAACCUCGCACCAACUUCCAAAUCCAACAUCAAUUAGUAAAUCCAGCUACUUAUGUAAACUUGGGCGGCGCAUCUUGGGCACCAUCCAGUCAUCUCCCUUUUAUAGGCCAAAGGAACCUUCUGGCAAGCUCUUCAGGAUGGCUCCAAUCCGUGUCCCAGAAGUCGUGUGAAAGCCUGUCACUUCUCAGAGGGCACAAGAAAAGGAAAGCAUGUUCUGCGGUCAGUGCCAUAAAGACUAAAGACAUGAAACCUGUCAGCAGCAAAUGGGAGAUUCCUUCCUCGGGUUUUGAGAAGGACGUGAAUGUUACCAAAGGCCGGAGUCCUCACGCUGAAGAAUUCAACCAGCAAACCUCCAUGCGGAUAGCCCCCAAUCCAACUCAAACUAACGAUGAGCAGCCAAAUAAGAAUGAGGGACAACCCAUCUUCCAUUUGAAGUUCCAAAGGCAGAAAUAAUCUAGCUUUAUGAUACUCUGAAGACUGUGGGUGAAAGAUAACAUAUGCUUACCUAUUAAAAAGAAAAGAGAAAGAGAAGCCCUCUCCAUCCCUCUUAUCACCUUUUCUCUCCCUACACAUGCAUAUGCAUAUACUAAACUACAAACCCUACAUACUCCAUCUUCUGUAGUGAGAACAUCUUUCAGAAAUAUAAAAGGGAAUCUGGAGCCCUGGUCAGUGUGGUGCAGUGGCUAGAGCAGUGAUGGCAAACCUUUUGAGCUCGGCGUGUCAGCAUUUUGAAAAACACUAACUUGACUCUGGUGC
This is a messenger RNA of Myotis myotis, 3845 nucleotides long. It is a transcript of the gene AGBL3, whose product is annotated as ATP/GTP binding protein like 3. Gene Ontology annotation, molecular function: metallocarboxypeptidase activity; zinc ion binding. The transcript is spliced from 20 exons. Gene Ontology annotation, biological process: proteolysis. The record is from RefSeq and is a predicted model, not a curated record. Bases 465 to 3542 code for a protein of 1025 amino acids. Lineage: Eukaryota; Metazoa; Chordata; Mammalia; Chiroptera; Vespertilionidae.